Ambispora gerdemannii is the source of this 459-nucleotide messenger RNA. Lineage: Eukaryota; Fungi; Glomeromycota; Glomeromycetes; Archaeosporales; Ambisporaceae. The record is from the annotation of a GenBank genome assembly.
AUGGCAGCCGCCGAUAGACAACAUAUUUAUCAAACUAUUCAAACAAGUCUUGCUCAUAUUCCAUCAUAUAUUGGACAGGAACCACUAGAUGAUUAUUGUAAUAGGAUUGAAACAGCCAUCAGCUAUACUGAUACAAUGAUUACUGAUGCUAAUACUGCAAAUGCCAAUACUUUUACUGAUGCACAUAAGGCAGAUAUUUAUAAAUCGAAAAUGGCGGGAAAAACAGUUGAUACUCAUCAGUCUGCUAUUCAAAGAUUAUCUCAAGAAACGUUUAAGACUGAUGAUAAUCCAGAAACAUAUGAAGCUAGAAUUCGUCAAUAUAUAUUAGGUGUGCCUGAUGAUGAUGCUAAUGCUUUGGGAUUUCUCAUGGCUCAUUUACCCAAUGAGCUUUUUAUUAGAAUGGAAGGAACAAAUCCUGGUAGUAUUACAGCUUUCUUUACUACACUUAAAGAAUUAUGA